AUGGUCAAACCACCAAACCCCCAGUCCAUCCAGACGCGCAUCUCGCAUCUCAUCAAUCACUGGCCCUCCGACCCCGUCCGCCCAUCCUCCGUCUCCGUGCAAACCUUCCUUCGCUCGCGCCUCUCUCCCCAGUCCCAGUCUCAGUCCCCCAAUCACCAACCGCAAUCGCAAUCACAGUCCUCCGCGCCCCAAGGUGGUGAAAUCUCAGAGUCUUCCCUCAAUGCCCUGUCCUCAUUACUGGAGGAUCGCUACGCCCGGCGGUAUCCGCUAUCGCCGAAGUUGCGGCGGCCCGCGAGUAACCCAGACCAUUACGAUAAUGUGAUUAAGGAGUUUGCGGAAGCGCCGUCGCGCGAUUGGAUGGGGCGAUUGGGAAAGAGGAUGAAGGGCCUUUUUAGGUUGAAGUAA
Messenger RNA from Aspergillus affinis, 405 nucleotides. Its product is annotated as ubiquinol-cytochrome c reductase complex assembly factor 2. The coding region runs from base 1 to 405 and encodes 134 amino acids. The transcript is spliced from 2 exons. Gene Ontology annotation, cellular component: mitochondrion; Cbp3p-Cbp6 complex. Lineage: Eukaryota; Fungi; Ascomycota; Eurotiomycetes; Eurotiales; Aspergillaceae. Gene Ontology annotation, biological process: mitochondrial respiratory chain complex III assembly. The record is from RefSeq and is a predicted model, not a curated record. Gene Ontology annotation, molecular function: ribosome binding.